Messenger RNA from Talpa occidentalis (Iberian mole), 4599 nucleotides. RefSeq names its product eukaryotic translation initiation factor 2 alpha kinase 3 (gene EIF2AK3). The transcript has 17 exons. The record is from RefSeq and is a predicted model, not a curated record. Gene Ontology annotation, molecular function: protein binding; protein kinase activity; ATP binding. The coding region runs from base 301 to 3627 and encodes 1108 amino acids. Lineage: Eukaryota; Metazoa; Chordata; Mammalia; Eulipotyphla; Talpidae. Gene Ontology annotation, biological process: protein phosphorylation.
GGAAAGCCCGCCUCCUCCAACGGGACGAGGCAGGCCCGGGGAGUGGCGGGGGCGGCAGCCAAUCCGGGAGUAAGCGCACGGAAAGUUUGCUCAAUGGGCGAUGUCCGAGCGAGCCUGUCACUCAGGUGGCGGCUGCGGAGGCCGGGCUGAGACGUGGCCGGGGAACCGCGGCUGGCUGUCCGGGCCGUCUGGGCGGCGGCGGGGUCCGUAGCGCCUUCUGGACCAGUGCGGGGCUCGGGGCAGUGGGAGAGGCGGGCGCGGGCCGCUGCACCUCAUGCCGGCGCGCCGGGCGGGCCGCUGAUGGAGCGCGCCACCCGCCCGGGGUCGCUCGCGCGGGCGCUGCUGCUGCAGCUGCUGCUGGGGCUCGCGGCGGGGACCGCGGCCGCGAGGCGCCCCUCGGAGCUCCCCGCGGCGGCGUUCGGCCUGGGGGCUGCGGCCGCCCCCACCUCGGCCGCGCGGGUGCCGGCGGCCGGGGUCGUGACCGCCGCCGAGGUGACGGUGGAGGACGCCGAGGCGCUGCCGGCCGCCGCGGGCGAGCCGGAGCCGCGGGAGCCGGAACCCGACGACGAGGCCGAGCUGCGGCCACGCGGCAGAUCAUUAGUGAUUAUCAGCACUUUAGAUGGGCGAAUUGCAGCCUUGGAUCCUGAAAACCAUGGUAAAAAACAAUGGGAUUUGGAUGUUGGAUCCGGGUCCUUGGUUUCAUCCAGCCUUAGCAAACCAGAGGUCUUUGGGAAUAAGAUGAUCAUCCCUUCCCUGGAUGGAGACCUCUUCCAGUGGGACCGAGACCGUGAGAGUAUGGAAACAGUUCCAUUUACAGUUGAAUCACUUCUUGAAUCUUCUUACAAAUUUGGAGAUGAUGUUGUUUUGGUUGGAGGAAAGUCUCUCACCACCUAUGGACUCAGUGCUUAUAGUGGAAAGGUGAGGUACAUCUGCUCAGCUUUGGGUUGCCGCCAGUGGGAUAAUGAUGAGCUGGAACAGGAAGACACACUGCUUCUGCAGCGCACCCAGAAAACUGUCAGAGCUGUCGGACCUCGUAGCGGCAAUGAGAAGUGGAAUUUCAGUGUUGGCCACUUUGAACUUCGGUAUAUUCCAGACAUGGAAACUAGAGCCGGAUUUAUUGAAAGCACCUUAAAACCCAGUGGGAACAAAGAAGAGUCCAAAAUUAUUUCAGAUGUGGAAGAACAGGAAGCUGCCAUGAUGGAUACAGUGAUAAAGGUCUCAGUUGCUGAUUGGAAAGUUAUGGCAUUUAAUAAGAAGGGAGGACAUCUAGAAUGGGAAUACCAGUUUUGUACUCCAAUUGCGUCUGCCUGGUUGGUUAAGGAUGGCAAAGUCAUUCCCAUCAGUCUUUUUGAUGAUACCAGUUAUACAUCUAAUGAUGGAGUUUUAGAAGAUGAAGAAGACAUUGUAGAAGCUGCCCGAGGAGCCACAGAGAAUAGCGUUUACUUGGGAAUGUACAGAGGGCAGCUGUAUCUACAAUCAUCGGUCAGAAUUUCAGAAAAGUUUCCUACAAAUCCCAAGGCCUUAGAAUCUGUUAAUAAUGAAAAUUCUAUUAUUCCUUUGCCAACAAUCAAAUGGAAACCCUUAAUUCAUUCGCCUUCCAGAACUCCUGUCUUAGUCGGAUCUGAUGAAUUUGACAAAUGUCUUAGUAAUGAUAAGUUUUCUCAUGAAGAGUACAGUAACGGUGCACUUUCAAUCCUGCAGUAUCCAUAUGAUAAUGGUUACUAUCUCCCAUACUACAAGAGAGAAAGGAGCAAACGGAGCACCCAGAUCACUGUCAGAUUUCUCGAAAACCCCAGUUAUAAUAAGAACAUCCGCAAAAAGGAUCCAGUUCUCCUCUUACACUGGUGGAAAGAAAUAGUUGGAACUAUUCUUUUUUGUAUUAUAGCAACAACUUUUAUUGUGCGCAGACUUUUCCAUCCUCAUCCUCACAGACAAAGGAAGGAAUCUGAAACUCAGUGUCAAACUGAAAGUAAAUAUGAUUCUAUAAAUGGAGAAGCUAGUGACAGUACCAGCAGUGACAUAAAAAAUUCUGGAUAUGUGUCACGCUAUCUAACAGAUUUUGAACCAGUUCAGUGCAUGGGUCGUGGUGGGUUUGGAGUCGUCUUUGAAGCUAGAAACAAAGUAGAUGAUUGCAAUUAUGCUAUCAAGAGAAUCCGUCUCCCCAACAGGGAGUUGGCUCGGGAAAAGGUAAUGAGAGAAGUUAAAGCCUUAGCCAAGCUUGAACACCCAGGAAUAGUUAGAUAUUUCAAUGCUUGGUUGGAAGCACCACCAGAAAAGUGGCAAGAAAAAAUGGAUGAAAUCUGGCUGAAAGAUGAAAGCACAGACUGGCCCAUCAGCUCUCCUAGCCCAAUGGAUGCACCAUCUGUUAAAAUACGCAGAAUGGAUCCUUUCUCUACAAAGGAACAUAUUGAAAUCAUAGAUCCUUCACCACGAAGAAGCAGGUCUUUUUCAGUAGGGAUUUCCUGUGGCCAGACAAGUUCAUCCGAGAGCCAGUUCUCUCCACUGGAAUUUUCAGAAACAGACCACAGAGAUGUCAGUGAGUCAGUGGGUGGAGUGUGCAACCUCCCCGACAGCUGCCUCGCGGACUGUGAUGUGGAAGAUGGGACUCUGGAUGGCAAUGAUGAGGGGCACUCCUUUGAACUUUGUCCCUCUGAAGCCUCUCCUUUUGUAAGGGAGAGAACCUCAUCUUCUAUAGUAUUUGAAGAUUCUGGCUGUGAUAAUGCAUCCAGUAAAGAAGAACUUAAAACUAACCGACUGCGUAUUGGCAGCCAUUAUGCUAAUAAACUCACUGCUCUCAAGCAUUCCACUAGCAAGUCUUCUUCUGAACCAACUUUGUCUAUUUCUCCUCCAAGACCAACCACUUUAAGUUUAGAUCUCACUAAAAACACUGCAGACAAACUCCAGCCCAGUUCACCGAAGGUCUAUCUUUAUAUUCAGAUGCAGCUGUGCAGAAAGGAAAACCUCAAAGACUGGAUGAACAGCCGCUGCACCAUAGAGGAGCGAGAGAGAAGCGUGUGUCUGCACAUUUUCCUGCAGAUCGCCGAAGCGGUGGAGUUUCUGCACAGCAAAGGGCUCAUGCACAGGGACCUUAAGCCAUCCAACAUAUUCUUUACCAUGGACGACGUAGUUAAGGUUGGAGACUUUGGAUUAGUGACUGCAAUGGACCAGGAUGAGGAAGAGCAGCUGGUACUGACACCAAUGCCAGCAUAUGCCAGACACACAGGCCAAGUGGGGACCAAACUAUAUAUGAGCCCAGAGCAGAUUCAUGGAAACAACUACUCUCAUAAAGUGGACAUCUUUUCUUUAGGCCUCAUUCUAUUUGAAUUGCUGUACCCAUUUGGCACUCAGAUGGAGAGAAUCAGGAUCUUAUCUGAUGUAAGGAAUCUAAAAUUUCCACCACUGUUUACUCAGAAAUACCCUCGUGAGUAUACGAUGGUUCAAGAAAUGCUCUCUCCAUCACCCACGGAAAGGCCUGAAGCUACAGACAUCAUUGAAAAUGCUGUAUUUGAGGACUUGGAGUUUCCAGGAAAAACAGUGCUCAGACAAAGAUCUCGCUCCUUGAGUUCACCAGGAACAAAACAUACAAGACAGUCCAGCAUCUCCCAUAUCCCUUUGCCAAGCAAUUAGCCUUAAGUUGUGCUCGCAUCUCCAGCCCACCUCUGAGGAACAUGGCUUUCCAAAACUGCAGACUUGAAAAGUUUGUCAUUGGCUCAAUUUUAUUUUGAACUACUUUUUCUAAGUCAAACUGAAACGAGAUUUUGGACAUAGCCUAAUUUGAGCCAACUCUGGAUUUUUGCCAUGGUUAAGGAAAGGACUUAUCACUAAAUCGUGUGUAGUCCUUCUUUGUUGGUCUCUUGAAACUACCUGCCCAACCUUGAUAGCCCUCAUCUUUUGCCUGGAAAGGUAGAAGCAAUCCCUAAAAUUAUGCAGAGGAUUAAAAUGGAAAUAUUUUUAUAGUACCGAAGACUGAAAGUCCCUACAUGUGAUAAUUAUAUUGUUCUAGAAAUAUGCUUUCUAGAUUCGGUGUGAUUUUGAAACUGAUUUCCGAAAAAAGCUGACUCCAUUUUUGUCCCUGGUGGGUAAAUUAGGAAUCUGCACAAUUUUGGAGGACAAGUAGCACAAAUUACAUAAUGGUUUAUGUCCAUAGCUAGUUUUAUAGUGACUUUUAUAGCAUUAAAUAGCUUUAUUCCUUAGGUUCUAGGGAGAGUUUAAGAGCUUUUUGUACUUUUGCCUCCCAUACAGGAAAAAUGAAGCUUUUUAUGUACAUUGGUCAAACGUUCUGGUUUGGGGAGGAAAAAUGAUGUAGUAAGAAACGAAUCAUAUAUUACAACUAACUUCUUCAAUUUAUGGACUUUUUUAAAUCUAGCAGAGUCUUAAGUGUCUUAUAUGUACUCCUAUAGUUUGGUAUUUUCCCAAAACUGAUUAUAGAUAACAGUUUAAUCAUUUAACUUGCUAACAUGUUUUUUUCACUGUAAAUAUGUUUAUUUUUUAUUUAUAAAAAUUCUGAACUCAAUCCAUUUGGGUUGGUGGUGUACAGAACGCACUUAAGUGUGUUAACUAUUGUGACUUCUUUCAAGUCUAAAUGAUUUAAUAAAACUU